Messenger RNA from Exophiala bonariae, 1347 nucleotides. RefSeq lists its product as uncharacterized. NCBI's taxonomy places the organism in Eukaryota, Fungi, Ascomycota, Eurotiomycetes, Chaetothyriales, Herpotrichiellaceae. The coding region runs from base 1 to 1347 and encodes 448 amino acids. The record is from RefSeq and is a predicted model, not a curated record. Gene Ontology annotation, cellular component: spliceosomal complex. The transcript has a single exon. Gene Ontology annotation, biological process: mRNA splicing, via spliceosome.
AUGUCAAAGCCAAUAUCUUUCGGCUUCGGCAAGUCCAAAGUCACAACACCCGCACAAAAGGCGAUCCCCCAACAGUCACGUCCCGCGGGUUCUGUUCGGCCAUCCAAAACUGCCCUACAUGACGAUUCAGACAAUGAAGAAGAAGAACACCCCAGACAUGAGUCAGUCACUGGCUUCUCAUCCAGUGGUGCUAUUCUAAGCAAACCUUUACAGGAGCCAGAUGUGCGCAUUAUAGAGAAUGUGGGCAAUGGCGAUUGGCGCAAACGAGGACGCAAGAAUCUUCUCCCAGCCGAAGUCCAAGCACAACAACAGAAUGACCAUUCCGUCAGAGUGGAGAGAGUUGAAGUGAGCAAGGCAAGCGGGUUACAAUUUGCAGAAGCAUCUACUCAAGAAGAAACAAACGGACUCUCUGAACCCCCACCAUCAGACGAAAAACAAGAGCCUCCACGACAACUGACGGCAGACGAAGAAGCGCUGAAUGCCUUGCUUGAGGAUGGAUCCAACAAACUAAAAUCAACUGCCGUCAUAGCGCAACAAGCCAAUGGUCGACUCGCCGCAAGAGACGAGACGGAGGACUUCAGAGACGAUGUGGCGUCUCGCCCGGACUCGAGUACUCUGGAGGACUACGCCGCAAUGCCUGUGGAAGAAUUUGGCAUGGCCAUGUUGAGAGGUAUGGGAAAGAAGCGACGUGCAAAUGGGGAGGUCAUCGACUUCAAUCCGAAACCCGACGAUUCUCGCAAGGCACGCAAGCAAGAAGGCUUUCUUGGUAUUGGAGCCAAGGCCGCUCCAGGCGCUGGUGUCGAAUUGGGCGCAUGGGGUAAAGCCGAUAUGAGAAAGAACAAUAAAGGAGAGGGUUUCUUUACUCCAUUAAUGCGAGAAAACAAGGUCACAGGCGAGAGAAUUACCGAAGAUCAAUUGCAGAAGAAAAUCUCGGAUUCCAAGGGAGAACUCAAGGAAGAAGAUUGGAGGAAACGACGUGACAGAAAUCUAGAGAACAAUCCACGGGACAAGGAUCGCGAUCGCGAUCCGGACCGAGACCGAGACCGCGACCGUCGUCCAGCGAAUGGUGACAGCAACUACCGCAAUGACAUGAACUCCUUUUCUCGAUCGUCCAAGAAGGAUAGAGAUCAUCGUGGCUCCGAGCAUUCACGGUCUACACGUGAUCGAAGUCGAUCAAAAGAACGGCGGAGGCGCGAUUACGAUGAUCAUGAUAGUCGACAUCGCGACAGGCAUAGGGACCGCCCACGAGAUGAGGAGAGAUAUGACUCAAGUUCUUCCCGCCGCAGUCAUCGAGAUCGUGAGAGGGACAGCGAUGCGAGUGAUCGACGACACCGAGAUAGGAGAUAG